Saccostrea echinata is the source of this 3205-nucleotide messenger RNA. Its product is annotated as solute carrier family 35 member F5-like. The coding region runs from base 121 to 1506 and encodes 461 amino acids. Gene Ontology annotation, biological process: regulation of peptide transport. The record is from RefSeq and is a predicted model, not a curated record. NCBI's taxonomy places the organism in Eukaryota, Metazoa, Mollusca, Bivalvia, Ostreida, Ostreidae. The transcript has 14 exons. Gene Ontology annotation, cellular component: membrane.
CCUUCAUUUCCUUUAUGUUGUCAUUCUGGCAGAAAAUGGAAUAAAUAUUCUCUUGCAUCUGAUUUAGGGGUAUGAUUGACAAAUGCAAAAUGAAGUAAGCUGAAGCAUUAAACAAGGAAGAUGUUUGGCCUAAAUGGCCUGAGUAAGGUGAAGAGGUUGAUACUGGGGAUGUUCGUCCUCCUCAUUGUAGAUUUAAUAUGGGUUGCAUCUUCAGAAGUGACUGAGUAUAUAUUCAAAGACACUCACUAUGACAAACCAUUCUUCACUACUUAUAUCAAGACCAGCAUGUUUAGCAUUUAUCUCCUUGGAUUUAUAUUCUUUGAGCCAUGGAGAAUGCAGUGCAGAAAAUCUGGCACAAUAAAUUCCACCCUGACAAUCAAUAACAGUGAAGAUGAUAGAGACACUACACAGGAUGCCUUGUCCGAACCCCAGUACGUUCCUGCCAAAUUUGAUGACAAAGCCAGUGGAACAGAAUCAGAUGAUUCUACCUCAUUAAAUCGUUCCGUGAGAUUUAGCAAGAUAAAUGAAGUUCGACAACUCUCAGAAACCUAUGCUGAAGAUGCUGUGAUAGCCCGGCUCUCUUAUUCUGCAUCAUUACGGGCAGAAGAAUCUCGUUUACGUGCCAUGUCCAAGCUCACUGUAAAACAAGUAGCUAAACUGGCACUGUUGUUCUGUGUGUUGUGGUUUGUGGGGAAUUUUUCAUACCAGGAAGCCCUGAGGGACACUGAGGCGGGCAUUGUGAAUGUCCUAUCCUCGACAUCAGGUCUUUUCACCCUCAUCUGUGCAGCUCUGUACCCCAGCUCCAGUGCUGACAGAUUCACCCUCUCCAAACUAUUUGCAGUUUUUCUCAGUAUUGGAGGGAUAGUUAUGGUCAGUAUAGCUGACCUUUCAUUUGAGGACAAGAUUCCUGUUGGGGCAUUGUGGGCCCUGUGUGGCUCCAUGUUGUACGCUCUUUAUCUCGUUUCCCUGCGACGGCGGGUCGACCAUGAAGAUAAGCUGGAUAUUACCAUGUUCUUUGGUUUUGUUGGACUGUUUUGCAUUCUUCUUCUGUGGCCCGGAUUUUUCAUUCUUCACUUCAGCGGGACUGAGGUCUUUACUCUGCCAAAUUCUCGCCAGUGGUUGUUCAUUACUAUCAAUGGUUUGAUUGGAACAGUAUUGUCAGAAGUUUUGUGGCUUUGGGGAUGUUUCCUGACUUCAUCUCUGAUUGCAACUCUUGCUCUAAGCUUGACCAUUCCUUUAACCAUGCUGGCUGAUGUAAUAUGGAAAGGGGUGACAUACAACUGGUUGUUUUAUGUGGGAUCUGUUCCUGUGUUCUUGGCAUUUUUUGCUGUCAGUCUUCUGACACAUUAUGAAACAUGGGAUCCUGUUUUACUGUGCUUCAAGAAGGUUUUACAUUGCUUCUGUCGACGGAGAUUACUGCCCAGAACUGGAAGCAAUUGCGUUCAAAUUAGAGUACGAGAAAUGGACAGGGAACAGAGUGAGAGUCUAAUAGAAAACAAUUCCUGAAUGAAGAUACCCCACAGUCUGUGAUCUGGUCAUUUUGUUUGUUUAUUUUUUGUGUUACAGAUUGUUUAUGACUAACACUUGUUUAUUUAAUACUAUCCUAAAAAAAAAAUUUAAGCUUUAGUCAAUGCAAUUUAUUUUACAUUGUUUUGAUUUUUUUUUCUUUUUUGCAAAUCUAAUCUCGAAAAAGCUUAAGAUUAUUAUUAUUUUCAAAAAUAGUAGUCAUUCACUGAAUAAAUUAUAUAUACAUGUUAAGUUGGUAGAAUCGCACUUGAAAAAUUCUACACCACAUUUCUUGUAGUUUUGAUACAUUAGGAAAAUCACAAAUCAUGGAAAAGAAAAUCAAUGUACAGCAUAACUAGAUACUAGUCUUAUAUCAAAAGUUACCAUGACUUUACAAGACAACCAAAUACACAUACUUCUAAAUAAUAUGGUGAAAGGAGAGGGGGGUAUUUAUAAGAACCAUGUAUACUGCAGAGUUCCUUCCUGACAGCUUAGGAUAAAAUUUAACUUUUCUCUUCAGGAACUGUGUACAUGUAAUGUACUAAAUAUAAUCCCUGUGGUCCUUUUCACAAAAAAUCUUACGACUAAGACAAAAAUUGUCCAAUUCUCUAACAAGUAUCUAAGCUGUAGUAGAAGUCACAAAAAUCUUACAUUUCUAUUACAAUUGCAAAUAAUAUUUUAGAAAACAAUGAUUAUCUUUAUCAAACAAAAAAAAUAGUGAGGUGUCAAAUUUUUAUCUAGUUGUUAGAAUUUUUUGUGAAAAGGGCCACUGGAGUGUAAGUGUCAAAUUAUUCAAUUACCUGGUAUAAGAUCAAAGGAUAAUGUAUUUAAGAAUGUUGAAAAAAAUAUAAUGCACUGGAUAUAAAACGUAUUCACUGAUAGUGCACCAGCAAUUUAUGCACUUGUUUUAUGAAUUAAUAACAGAAACUGUUUGUAUUACACCAUGUCCUUAAAACAACACAAUAAGAUUAGAAUUAAACACAACUGUAGCAGUCUCCUGGGUAUGAUGAAGUCCUUUUCUUUUCUUUUUUUGUUUUUGUUUUAGAAAUAGCAGGAACAGUUUUCAUUUUCAAACUAUGUACAUGUACUUGUACAUGUAUUGUGAGCUCAUUUUGGCAAAAACUACAUUUGUUAUAGAGAAACUUUAUUGUUUGUUGGUGAGAAUGUGUUGUAAAAUGUAUAAUUUUUAUUUGAAUUCAAAUUUAAUAUUUUUCAUAUUCAGGGGGAGCAAAAAAAUUCAUUCCAUAAAAUUCUUUUGUUAUUCAAUUAUUGUGAAUAAAUGUAAUCUGAAUUGUUAUGUUUGGAAAAAAUUCAAAUGGCUGAGACAUAUAAGUUUAAAUAAUAUGCAUGUAUCUCUAUACACUUAAUAUACUCUAUUUCUCCAUGCAGGACUGAAUAAAUACCUAUUUAAAAUGUAGAUAAAUAUAUGCAUAAUUAAUUAAUUAUAAUUAUUCAUAUCAGAUGUAGUUCUAAGAUUGUGAUAUUUGUUUUGAUUAACUAUAUUUAAGAUCAGUUGUGCAAUAUUCUAUAAUGAAAAAGACUAUGUUCAUACAGGCACAGUUGUUGAGAAAACUGUUAAAUCUGAUAACUUAUGUAAAUGCUAAACACUAAUCUUUUUUGCUGAGGCUUGCUACUCUGAGGGUUAAGAUACAUAAUACUUUGUACUUAUAAAUCAUGAAAUAAAGGAAAUUAAGUUUUA